Molecule: messenger RNA, 2248 nt
Organism: Monomorium pharaonis (pharaoh ant)
Lineage: Eukaryota; Metazoa; Arthropoda; Insecta; Hymenoptera; Formicidae
Exons: 5
Coding region: 70-1533 (487 amino acids)
Source: RefSeq, a predicted model, not a curated record
CGCGAGCGUAGUGGAGGGGAGGCGCGGGCCCUUUGCAACUUGGACGGCAAUGCCUGAUAAGUGUACGAAAUGACGUUCCUGCUUUUCUGCAAGUAUUGGAAGGUAGAAUUAAGAUUGCAAGAAAAGCACCCAGAACAGAGGAUGAUUAUCCGGAAAACGAAUGAUGACAUUGUAUUCAGAGCGGAUGAUGGAACUGAAUACAAAAUAGAUUCGGCUGAAAUAACAAAUGAAGAGCAUAGGGUCGUCUCCAAGGUCUUAGACCUAGCUAAUAGCAUAGGUGAGACAUUGACCAUACUACCAGGUCCCCAAAACCAGCAGGUCGAAUCGAACGAAUCAACUGGACCAACGAAUGUCGGAUGUAAUAAAAAGUCGAAUGAUCAAACGAAUGAGAGGACGUUUACGGAGGUUGCAACCCAAACGAAAGAUCAUGACUUAGACGAUACACGCAAAUGUCAAAUAUCUAUAACCGAAGAUUAUCUCACUGAUCUAACUAAGAUCUUUGAGAAGAUGAACGAGCAAAUGACCAGGAUGAUACAGAGGUCAGAAGAGAAUGCUAAUAAAAUGAAAACAAAAACGGAGUCCGAAUUGAAUAAAAUUGCAACGGAAAUAAAAACGAUAAGGGAUGAUAUGGAUGCUGUAAUUAACAGAAUUAGAUGUGUCGAAGAGAUGGAUGGCAUGAGUUGUACUGAUGAGUCGGAACUGGCUGAGGAACCUCAGAUUGCGCCUGAAGACAGGAACGCUAAUAUGUCAGAGGCGGUUAGAAAGGAGCUUUUAAAUUUAGGAGUGCUUAACGGAAGCAAUACUAUUACGAAUAUGAUCAACGAACGUCCGCGGAAUGAGACGAUUAAAUUCGAAAUAGUCAAUAGAGAUUCCGGGAUAAAACGAGAUUACAAAUUAACAGAACGCAUGAAGUUUGAACACUUCAUGGAUUAUUUUACGUCUGAACUUAGAUCUCAUAAUUUGUUAUACGUGAUAGAUUCAAAUGUACAAUUGUCUAAGGAACUGACUAAUGAACUUAGAGAAAAGCAAAAGUUUAAAGUUCGAGACAUUCUAAUAAAUCAUUUAGAUUCGCGAUACCAUUUGAAAGUAAUUAAUAUUAAAAAUCCCGUAGAGUUGCUUAAUAAAAUUAAAGAAUUGAAACGGUGUGAAACCAAUUUAACGUCGGUGACUAUACACAAACAGUUAUACAAUAUGACUUACAAUCCCAAUAAGGAAAAGGAUGCGGAAUUUUGGGACAGAUUUGAGGAUGUCGUGCGCAAUUAUGAGAACUUGUCCGGUAUCGUCCCUCUGUCAGAUGUUGAAAAACGUGACGCAUUUUAUAACUCGAUUAUGUCAGCUAUCUCUCAGGUUCAGUCGGUUGAGUUUCUGACUCAAAGUACGACAGGUAAAGGACUAACGUACGAGCAAUUAAAGUCCUACUUUAUUCAGUUUGAGGCAAACCGAACGGCAACAACUGCUUCAUCGACAACGAACGCGACAAACACGACAAGUGCGAUGAAUGCCAGACCUCGAAAACUGAGGAAGAAGUGUUAAGAAUGUGACGACUUCGACCAUGUUUCAACUGAUUGUCCGAGAAAGGGCACAGGCCUUCGGAGGUGCUACGAGUGUGGCGAGUUUGUUACACACGUGGCUCGCGAGUGUCCGAAGCGCCUAGCCAGAGGACGGUAUGGUCUCGGCAAAUCAUCUAAAUCUUUUCGUGGCGGUAAAACUGCUGCGCGUACGCAUAGAAAUUUUAAACGUAAGAACAAUGAUUCGGCUGAUAAUACGGAUGCGAAACGACAAAAACCUAACAAUAAACAAAGUAAUAAAGGUCGUGGGACUAAAAAUAACGUUAAAUCUCAAUCGAAUUCCGACAACCAGACGAAUGAUAAAGGAGAAUCUAAAUGAUUUACGAAUGUCGAGUAUAGCGAAUGAUACCUUUCUACUUACUUUAGUAUGUUUGCAAUCUUAGUAAUCUCUGUUUUUGAAGUUAACAAAACGACAUUGUGGUCGGGAGGGAGUGUUGGAUUAAUGCUGUUUUGAAAUACGCGCCCACAACGCGUUUUCUGCUGCGUGCUUGGCCCUACUCCCCCGCCCUUUGCGCUGCGCUUAUGCGCAGGCCACGCGCGUGCUAGCGCGCACUUGAGCGGCGUCAUCCUUAGAGUGAGGACGAACUUCUCUAGAACUUUCUUUGUUUUCUUAUUGUGAAACUAUAACUCGAGCAACCGUAUGUUAACGUGUGUUAUAUAUAAUAAAAGUCUUUUUAGUA